AUCUUCUUCGACAACAAAAAUAACACAAGCAAAAAUAUCAAAGAUGGCAAAAAUCGCAACUCCUUUGUUACUGGCACUACUCUUUCUGGUGGUGGCAGACGCCUCCGCUACCACCCUUCAAGAGAUUUGCCAAGGCACUUCCGACGCCAAAUAUUGUGUUACAUUGCUUAAAGGCACUGUUUCUUCCACGCCCACGGAUUUCAAGUCCCCAGUAUGGAAGGCAAAGGCCACUGAUCAGGCUCGGUUAAAAGUCGAAGCUGCUCUAAACUAUAUUCAACGCAAGAAUGACCCCCAACGUCAUGAUACUUGUCUUACCUACCUUCCUUUAGCCAUAAAUUCCAUCAAAGCUGGGGACUUGCUUGAAGCUUCAUCCAAUAUAGGUGAUUGUGCUGACUCUUAUGACGGUGACGGUAAAGUUGUUCAAGAUGCCAAACGUCUCGCCGAUGAAGCUUAUACAGCUACUAAUAUCGUAAAUGAGGUUAUUAAGAAGGCUUGACCACACUGCCUUACCCCCAAAAUUAUAUACUAAUAUAUAUUCAAAUUGCUUUGUCCAUAAUAAAGUUACACAAUUUUGUUAGUUGGGAAAUUUUUUUAUAAUUUUUUUUUUUUGUAAUUUUCAUCUAUACAGAAAGAGGAAAUCAGGUGUCAAAAAUUGGUGACACUUUUAGAAUAAGGAUAUUUCAUGAAUAAAAUUGUGGUGUUCAUUCUUUCUUUUUCUUUUUUCUUCCCCUUCGUUUCAAGAAUCUAGAAAUUUGGUUCUUUAGCAGUAACUACUGACAUGUCAAAUGCUCUUUCUCCAUUCCGACUUUUCAUCUCACCAUGCUUACGUUAUUUCUGAAAUGUGCUAAUAAUAUUUCAAUUGAAG
Messenger RNA from Oldenlandia corymbosa var. corymbosa, 865 nucleotides. Lineage: Eukaryota; Viridiplantae; Streptophyta; Magnoliopsida; Gentianales; Rubiaceae. The record is from the annotation of a GenBank genome assembly.